Molecule: messenger RNA, 5721 nt
Organism: Paramuricea clavata
Lineage: Eukaryota; Metazoa; Cnidaria; Anthozoa; Malacalcyonacea; Plexauridae
Source: the annotation of a GenBank genome assembly
AAAAUAACUGCAAACAUUGUAAUGUGUUUAAAAAGAGUACUCAAAGAAUUCGUGUUUAUUUCCGAAGUCGUUACUAGUAUUUGACAAAUAUGUCUUUAAAAUGCCAAGUGGUGUUAGUGUGGCUUAUUUGUUUGUCGUGCAAAGUGGUUGUAACUGGUUGUGAAGUGGUUUGGAUCAAUCGAAAUGUUACAGAUAGCUUCCGUGUUGGGAAAAAUGGUUGUACGAAUGAUACAAGUGUUUGUAAAAGUAACGCAACAUGUCAGUCUAAUGGCUCGUGUUUGUGUAACCCUAAAAGACCAACCUAUCGAAAUCCUAUCAUCGUCAACGGCAGUAAAAUAGUGCAUGGUGACUCGUAUGGCUGUAUCGACAAUGAAAUUAUCCGUUUUGGUGCUGGUAAGUGUUUUGUUGCAUGCUUUAUGUCAAUCAUGUCACCAGUUUGCUUACUAUUUAGUUAGGUUAUGAUAAAUUUCAUCUCGACAGCACCAUCAUGUCUUAAAAUUUCACAGUUCUUGUGCAUCUUUGAAUAACAAUUCAAAAUGAAUAUGCAUCUUAUAUUAUUUAGGAAGUUAUUAAAUGUUAGGGGACUUCAGGGGUUAAAGUUAUUGGUUAGAUGUAAAGGUGCUUAAACUGUCAGCUUGUCCUGGAUUAUAUGAGAUUGUUUAACAAUAUAAACUACACGAAGAAAUGCAAAGAUUAACGAGAGUAAGUGGAAACUUUGCGACAAUAGCCUCAGCUUGGCCUACCCGCGAGAAACCCAAUGUAAAUAUGAUUAAGUUUCCGGGCGAGAUAAUCCAGUUACUAGGCAACCUAUUGUGAUAUAUUGACUAAAUCGCAAUCGAAAUAUCUUAUGAUGUAUAGCCCAAAUAGGUCUGCGAUGAAAGUAUAAUGAGGGAAUAUAUGCAUAUCAAUUCCUUUCUAUGUUUUAAUUUCUGCUCAGACGAGGAUGAGACUUGAGAAGCGAGAGUUUGCAUGCGAGUUUUCUCAACUCUCAUGCCCCGGCCAAACGAAAACAAGAGUUGCACAAGAGUUGAGUGGAUAUUACGACGCCUAGCUAAACUCUCAUAAAUUCUAAUCAAAAUUGAACCAGCUCAAAGUUGAUGAGAAUGCAGUCAAAUAUCAACUCUUGUCAACCGUCAGCCUCGUUUUAACUGGGCCCCACUGUCUGGACAUUAAUUAAUCAUCAGUCGGUUUUCUUUGAUGUAUACCGCGGGAUGUAUAUACGGGUUAUAUCACUCGUGAAAAAUUAUCUGUAAUAUAAAAUGGUGUGAAAAUAUAUUUUCUUCUUCUAUACAUUACUGUUACAUUAUUACUCAGCUCACUCCCCAUUGGGUGUUUUCAGAGACCGAUUAAUUACAUCAAGAAUUACGCUUGCUUAUGUGAUUAACUUAGCCUAGACCAUUUAUCUUUACAACAAUUGUAAUAUUACUUCUUAACCGUAUUUAUCCUAACCCACCCUGUCAACUUGCCCUGUGGGAGGAAACCCGAGCGUCCGGAGAAAACCCACGACGUUCGGCAGAGCGUUCACCGACUCUUUUCACAUAAGUCCAUAGCGAGAUUUUGUGCACUAUAAGAUACGUGUACGGAUGUUGCCGCGAGAAACACUCAAUUUAUUCUAACAUUUUGCGCCAUUACAGGAAAUGCAAGCACCGACUGUGCAUUCGGACCUUUUCAAGUGAUACCCUAUAGCCACAAUGAAGUAGCAACAAAUUUCUGCUACGAUGACAACCCCACAUUGCUGAGAUGUGCUUUACACAAAGCCUGGGUAAAGUUUCCAGACAACGCAACAGAAAUGGAACUGCCAUGGUUGAAUGAAUCUUACGUUCACUUGAACGGCUCAAACAAGACAUUGCAUUUCAAAGUAAGUUCAGGAUAUUCAACACAUGCUUUUCUCUCUAAAACCACUUUGCCUAUAAAUAGUUAUAUUUUUCCUUGUCUAGUGGAAAAGAUCAGUUCCAGAAUUGCAAGGCACCAUAAUUACAUUCAACCUCAACUGUUCCAACAGCUCAGGGUUUUACAUAUUAAGACCUUGCCUUCGAGCAAAGGUUCUUGGGAAAUGGUCAGCAGGUAAAUAAUACGAGUUCAUUCAAGCCAAGUUUGAAUUUGCGCUACUCAACCUAUUCCUCUUUUUAGCACCCAGCUUUAUUUAUCAAUCCUUCUAUAUAAUUAGCCUCCAAUCUAGAAGCGCUUGAACAAAAUAAGCCCCCGCUCUCUAUUUAGCCCCUGUUCUCUAUUAACCCGUUAAGUUGCAUUAACCCUAAUGCACACUACUUUAUUAUUUUACUCUGUCUAACGUGAGACAAUUUUGCUUGUGAAUUGGAGAGCGUUUGCACUCAAUGGGUUAAUCUCUCCAUGUAUCUAGUUCACCUGUUGCUCCCUAGUAAGCUCUCCUUUAUUAUUUUACUUUGUCUAAUGCCAGACGAUUUCACUCAUCAAGGAGAAAGCGCUGCAUGCAUGGCGCUCAAUGGGUUAUUAAAUUAUUGUUGCUCACUCAAGUCAGAUGCCAACAAAAUCUUGAUUAAUUAAAUCAUUCUCAAUUUGAACUUAUACACGAGUAAAAUAUGAAUACAAAUACUCUAGCUAUAUAAUGUUCAUUAGUAAAGCUGGGUAUAUAACGCUCACUAAUAUGGAAAAAUAAUGGUAAAUUGGACAAAAAUUUCUCAAAAAUGUUCCUCUUAUAACCUUUGUUCUCUCGUUUAAUGGUUUUGUAAAUUUAAACGUGAAAAUCUAUGUACCCCCCUGCAGUCCCUAUUUAGUCCCCACCCUUCUAAUAAGCUCCUAUAAUCCAGAAGCAUUAGAAAAUAACAACCCAAGGGCCUAAAUAGAGGAAAUACGGCAUUCGAACAUGAAUUUGUUGCAUGGCUUACAAAUGAAACAAUCGAACUGGGAUGUUAGUACUUGGACAGCGGCUAAUUGUGCGCCUUUUAUCUCACUCACAUGCAUGUGAGAAGGAUUCAGUUCGCCUCUACAAAAUUCCGCAGAUUUUCUCCAGGUGAUCCAAGGUGUUCUCCUGUAGUAACUAAACAGUUUAGAACUAAUAACUGAUAUCCGACCUAUCCAGUUAGCUUAGUGUAAGAGGAAUGACUCUCACUGGACAUCCAAGAAGAAUAGUUUAAAUUGGUUUGGAAGAAAAUUGGUUUAGUUUAGCUUUCCUUCGGUACUAACAUAGUAAAAAUUGCACCAAUAAAGGAUUAAACAAUAUAGUUAACUGGGAAUAUAUAAAUGGUAUCUCUAUUUAUAGAUGAUGCAAGUACAAGUGCAGCUGACCAGUCGCCUUCUGUAAAAAUGAACUUCCCGCCAAAACUAACUUCGUCUGACCUAAGCCCAACAUCAUCCAUUACUCUGGGUGCAUUAUCGAGCAGUGAUGAUGAUCCCAGUUCGACAAUACUUGUUAUAGCUAUUGUGGUACCUGCAGUAGUGCUGAUAUUGUUGGUUGUUGUUGUCUGCUUCUGUUGCAAACGCAAGAGGAGGAAUAGGUAAGAUGUUUGGAAAAAUUAAUAAAAUUUCUGUAGACUAAUUGCACCUGCAGACCAAUAGCAAAUAUUUGAUUCUAAAGUGAAUUCAACUAACUUCAUUUGCACUGGAUAGGCAGUGACGUAACUGGAGGGUGUUUGGGUGUCCAGAAGCGGCCACGUUAGUGUUGGGAAAGCAUUAAGAAUAGCUAAUCAAGGUCGUGUACACGACUGCCAACUUUCAGACACAUGCAUUUUUGUGCAAACACUCGCUUGCUGACUUUCAUCAACUCUCAUUUGACUGUUGCUCAUCCAUUCAAUACUUUAAACUUGCUAUCAUCUUGAGACAAUUCUCAAUCCUCAAAUGAGUUUACUAUUCUUACAGCAGCCAAAGAAAUCCAAGUCGCAAAAGUUCCGAGAAAAAGAAUGGUAUGUAGAAUUAUAAAAUGAGAUGUAUAUAAUGCGUGCUCUGAUUGGUCGAAACCCGUGUUUGGAUCAGGCCAUCCAAACACGGAAGACUAUCGUGUUGUUGUUAUUUUAUAAAACAAUUACGCUAUGGUUUCCGUAUUUGGAUGGCCUGAUCCAAACACUUGAGAAUGUUGCUCAGUUACGAAAAGCGCUCGAAAUCACUCGCCUUCGAAAAGCGCUGAAAAUCGCUCGCCUUCGGAUCGCGAUUUCGCGCGCUUUUCUUAUAACUCUCGCAACAUUCCUGCGUGUUUGGAUCAGGCCAUCCAAACACGGAGACCAUAAAGUAAUUGCAUAUAACAAUGUGUAGCUUUACAGUACAAUGUAUCUUAAAAUUAAUAAAUGCCUGGUAAAAUACAAUACAAUGGAAACUUCGAAGAAACUCAUAUUUUUAAUUCAACGUUUCGACUACUGUUGAGUGUUGAGUCAUCAUCAGGAAUUAUAAUUAAUUCCUGAUGAUGACUCAACAGUAGUUGUAACGUUGAAUUAAAAAUAUGAAUUUCGUCGGAGUUUCCAUUGUAUUAUAUUUUAUUAGAACAUUCAGUGGUUACCGAAAAUAAACGACUGGUAUAUGUCAGUUUGACAAAUCAUUUCUGAUUCAAAACUUCAAGAAAGUUCCUUCUUAAAUGUGUAUCAUAUUAAAACAAUUAUAUUCGUUGAGAAAAAUAAAUUACUUAAAUUUUGUUUAAAUGAGUAGGAUUUUGUAUCAGAUGUACUGUAGAAGCUUCUUCACGGUAGUAACUUAUUUGUGUUUUAUAAAUAAUUAACGCGAAUUGCGAUUUCAGAAACCUCAACUAGGAGACCGUUUCGACACACAGAAAGCAGCCUGCGAGGACCAAAUGCUUACGUUGACUUGCCAGAAAGCGACACAACCGAGACAUUUGGUGCUCACACAAACCUUGCUUGUCCAACGCCAGAGAAACAGAGCGUAAUCGUAGAAGCUCACCCGUCUCAUGGAACCGUUGACUUACAGAAAGGCAAAAUCAAUGAAGUGAACUUUUAUUCAAACCCUGACUACGAACCGGAAGAUAUGGCUAAAAUGGACGAGGUAAAUGCAAGUACCUUCAUAUCUGACCCGGAUUAUGCAACCGUUGAUAUAAAACGAAAAAAAGUUGACGACAAGAAUUCUUACCCCGAACCUGGCUAUGAAACUCCUGAUAUUAAAAGAAAAGACGUUGACGCCAAGAAUUCUUAUUCAGACCGAGGAGUCAAUAGAGCCACCUCUAAAUCAAAUCCUGAUUAUGCAACUGUUGAUAACAAAAGAAAAAAAGUCGAUGGCAAUAAUUCUUAUGCGGACCCGGGUUAUGCAACUCCUGAUGUCAAAAGAAAAGACGUUGACGCCAAGAAUUCUUACUCUGACCCUGGCUACGAAUCCGCCGAUAUGAAAAUGAAAGGAGUCAAUGUUGCUACCUCUAAAUCAUUUCCUGAUUAUGCAACCGUUGAUAUCAAAAGAAAAGACGUCGGUGGCAAAAAUGCUUAUGCUGAAUCUGCCUAUGAAUCUGCUCAUCUCAAAAGCAAAGAUGUCGAUGGCGCAACAUCUUCUACAAAUAAUAAUUAUGAAACCAUCGCUGAAGCACUCAAUAGCACUGUCAAAAACAAAGACGCCACAACUUAUCAACAAAAGCUUGGAUAUGAAACGCCUGAUAUGAAAAGGGGGAACGUCAACGCAGCUUCUUCGGAUUCUACUUAUUCAACAAUUGACAGGGAUUCCACGAAAGUCGACGAGAAUGCUGGUUAUUCACCAGCCAAUAUUAAACGAAUAGAAGUCAACGGAGACUUGUAUGCCCUUCCCACUAAAAAGAAGUAA